Molecule: messenger RNA, 369 nt
Organism: Saccostrea cuccullata (small rock oyster)
Lineage: Eukaryota; Metazoa; Mollusca; Bivalvia; Ostreida; Ostreidae
Product: fibroleukin-like
Exons: 4
Source: RefSeq, a predicted model, not a curated record
AUUGUGGGAUCCCUGUAGAAAUAAUUGAAAAUACCAAAUGGAAUGUACAGGAAUGGGAAGUCCCAGCCUACUGUGACAUGGAAACAAUGGGAGGAGGCUGGACAGUAAUACAAAAACGAGUAGAUGGAUCCCUGAGCUUUUACCAGAACUGGACGUGGUACAAGACAGGUUUCGGUACACCGGAAGAGAAUGAUUGGAUUGGAAAUGACGUAAUUCAUCAGUUGACAAGGGGAAACAACUCGUCUCUUUAUGUCUCCAUCACUCUCCAGAAUGGUACAAGUCUGUACGAGUUGUACGGAAAAUUCGCCAUUUCUGACGAAUCAGAGAAGUAUAAACUAUUUCUGGCAGGACCUGCACAGGGAACCUUAG